AUGUCUUUUCCAAUUUAUGUUGGAAGCAAUAAAGGUGGAAAACAGUACAACAAGACCUAUCCUCGAGAUGUAAACUUGUUUAAUAGUGAAGAAAAUCCUCCAUUCAAGAAGUUUACUACCAGACAUCCGUUUACAUUAUGUCCCGAGAAUAUUGAUUCUUCAGCCAAGAUUAUUCCCCAAACAAUGAAACCAGGUUGUGAAGACAAGAACGCUCUAUUAUUACUAUUUGCGAGAUCAGUCUUGGGAACCAUAUCUGGUUUAUCAUAUAUGGAUACAAUAAGAUUUAAUCCACGAGAAACCAAGCCAUCGGAAGAUAAUCCUUGUAAUCCAUUAUAUUGGUUUCCAAGGAAUAUUCCAGAGUACUGUUAUUUCAAACCUCCCGUUAUACCUAUUACUACUGAAAGUACUCAUUCCUCCUGUGCAACUGAUAGAAUUUUACCACCAUUUAUUCCAUUACCUCCACCUCCAAUAUAUCCUAUUCCUCCUAUUUUACCACUACCACCUCCAAUGGUCCCAGGUCCUCCUGCAUUACCAAUUUCUCCUCCUAUUCCGUACAAUAUUUUUCAACCUCCCUUGAUACCCAUGCAGUCACCACAAAUGUCUUAUGAGCAUUUCCAAUUACAACCACCUCAUUACCCUUAUCCAAUUCAAGCAUCUCAAGCCGGAUUCAUGCCUGGCUUGCCAGGAUUAGUAACGCGAAAUGGUGGCAUUAAUAUCAUGCCAUUCUCUGAUGCAUAUGCUGACAUGCUUGAAAAACACAAAAAUAAAGUAAUACGUAAAAAACUGCAACGAAUCAUACAUAAGUAUGAACAUUUAACUAACUCGAGAAGAAAUUCAUAA
Molecule: messenger RNA, 840 nt
Organism: Danaus chrysippus (African queen)
Lineage: Eukaryota; Metazoa; Arthropoda; Insecta; Lepidoptera; Nymphalidae
Source: the annotation of a GenBank genome assembly